Messenger RNA from Ananas comosus (pineapple), 2044 nucleotides. Its product is annotated as protein DETOXIFICATION 16-like. Lineage: Eukaryota; Viridiplantae; Streptophyta; Magnoliopsida; Poales; Bromeliaceae. Gene Ontology annotation, molecular function: xenobiotic transmembrane transporter activity; antiporter activity. The record is from RefSeq and is a predicted model, not a curated record. Gene Ontology annotation, cellular component: membrane. The coding region runs from base 131 to 1579 and encodes 482 amino acids. Gene Ontology annotation, biological process: xenobiotic detoxification by transmembrane export across the plasma membrane. The transcript is spliced from 8 exons.
UUUGCCCUCACAACAAAGAGAAAGACAAAUUGUCUUCUUUUCUCAAAAUGGCCACUCCUCCCUCUCUAGCCACUUAGAGAGAAAGAGAGAGAUCUAGGGAGAGAGAGAGAGUAUGUGUGAUUAAGGAGAGAUGGAGCAACCAAUAAGCCUAGAGGCUCCUCUGCUCACCACAAGUUCCAGAAAUAGGAGAGAAGGGUUAGAGGGGGUCAUACAAAGUGAAGUAAAGAAGCAGCUGUGGUUAGCAGGGCCUCUCAUAGCAGGGAACCUUUUGCAAAACAUUAUAAGGGUGAUAUCAUUGAUGUUUGUUGGCCACUUUGGGGAGCUGGAUCUCUCUGGUGCUUCCAUGGCCACCUCCUUUGCCACUGUCACUGGUUUCAGCUUGUUGAUGGGGAUGGGAAGUGCUUUGGAUACUCUAUGCGGGCAAUCCUUCGGAGCGAAGCAGUAUCACAUGCUCGGCAUUCACAUGCAGAGGGCGAUGCUAGUGCUCAUGCUCGCAAGCGUUCCGCUCGCUGUAAUAUGGGCCUACACAGGGCAAUUCCUUGUUCUGUGCGGGCAAGACCCGGAGAUCGCAUACGAAGCUGGAAUAUACGCUCGAUGGAUGAUCCCCGCGCUCUUCGCGUACGGCCUUCUGCAGUGCCACGUCCGAUUCCUGCAGACGCAGAACAUCGUUCUUCCGGUUAUGAUAAGCUCGGGGCUCACGGCAUUGCUUCACAUCGGAGUUUGUUGGGUGCUGGUGUAUGGAUUAGGCCUCGGCAGCAAAGGUGCUGCUCUGGCAAAUGCUAUAUCAUACUGGAUAAAUGUGUUACUGCUGGAAGCUUAUGUUCAACUGUCGAAUGACUGCAAGAAGACUUGGACUGGCCUUUCGAAAGAGGCUUUUCAUGAUACUUUGAGCUUCAUCAGACUCGCCGUUCCGUCAGCUUUGAUGGUUUGCUUGGAAUGGUGGUCAUUCGAGCUUCUCGUGCUUCUUUCUGGUCUUCUUCCAAACCCGCAGCUAGAAACAUCCGUGUUGUCGAUAAGCCUUAACACUGCUUCGAUGGUAUUCAUGGUUCCUUUCGGUCUUGGAGCUGCAAUAAGCACACGCGUCUCAAAUGAACUCGGUGCUGGGCGGCCUGAUGCCGCUCGCCUCGCAGUACGCAUAGUGGUAUUCUUGGCCAUCAUAGAAGGAUUAGUAGUGGGACUAAUCAUGAUUCUGGUGCGCGGCAUCUGGGGAUAUGCCUAUAGCAAUGAAGAGGAGGUUGUGAAAUAUGUCGGCGUCAUGCUACCGAUUCUCGCAACAUCCAACUUCUUCGACGGCAUUCAAAGUGUUCUUUCAGGGGUUGCGCGAGGAUGCGGUUGGCAGAAGAUCGGCGCUUUUGUGAAUCUUGGGGCUUACUACAUUGUAGGAAUUCCUUCGGCCAUUCUAAUAGCAUUUGUUUUUCAUGUUGGAGGGAAGGGGCUUUGGAUGGGAAUCAUAUGCGGCGUUGUUCUACAAGUGUUUUUGCUUUUAAUCAUCACCCUUUGCACAAACUGGGAUAAAGAGGCGAAGAAGGCGAAGGAUAGGGUAUUUAGCACCACUAUCCCAACCGACAUGACGACAUGAUUUAGAGCCAGAAACUAGUCGAAAUCAGAUAACGAGUAAACAAUCAUGAGCACGAAAUAUAUCUGCGACCUGCGAAUCUAAGUUGUGUUUCAUGGUGCCCCAGUUAUUUGGUCAUCUUGGAGCUCAUCUCACACCCAUGUUGGCCACCCCAGAAACAGAAACAAGGAGGAUCUACUACGAACUGCGUCGAGAUUUCAUGCAGAAAUAUUGCUGGAAGAGCAGUGCUUUCUGCUUUUCUGCUUCUGCUUAUCAAUCAAUAAAAUUUUGGUGGCAGUCUUCUGUCAUGCAGAAAUAUUGGAUGAUUCAUCAUUUUAUUUUUUUUUAUUCCAGUGUAAUCCAAUUCCAUCGUACAUUUCUAUUCCAAUGAUGAACCAAACAUGCUGUGAAAGGUUAGCUGAGCCUUUUUGUCGCUAUUCAAGUGUUUUGCAAGUUGAAUUGAAAGAAAAGGAAAUGCUAUGCUCGCUC